This is a messenger RNA of Galdieria sulphuraria, 4526 nucleotides long. Its product is annotated as THO complex subunit 2. Gene Ontology annotation, biological process: mRNA export from nucleus; mRNA processing. NCBI's taxonomy places the organism in Eukaryota, Rhodophyta, Bangiophyceae, Galdieriales, Galdieriaceae. The coding region runs from base 5 to 4318 and encodes 1437 amino acids. The record is from RefSeq and is a predicted model, not a curated record. Gene Ontology annotation, molecular function: mRNA binding. Gene Ontology annotation, cellular component: THO complex part of transcription export complex. The transcript is spliced from 6 exons.
CGAAAUGGAAAGUCUAGAGAGCAAUGGACUUCUCUCCUCUUCCACUCAAUGGACUAGAAGAGCAAUACGCACGAAUACAAGAUUGUUUUAUACACAGGAGAAAUUUAACCUUUUACGAGAAGAAACGGAAGGAUUUGCCAAACUUAUUACAGACCUUUUAGGGUCACAUAGAUCUCGGGAUUCGACAACAAAACAACAUACACGCCUUGUUUCUUUGGUGGGUUGUUUUGAUCUUGAUCCCAAUAGAGUCGUAGACCUUAUCUGGAACGCUAGCGCAUACUGUAACGAAAAAUGUGGAGAAUUGUUAUCAUUAAUGUCCACAUUUCGCUCAGACUAUAUUUCGCAGAUUCUUGGAUUCAAAUUUCAAAACUGCCAGUGGAACAGGAAAAGUCUGUGUACAGAGACAGAAGAGUCUGUUAACUUUGAUUCAACGUUUUCUCCUAUAUUGGCAGAAAACUCUACUGUACCUUAUUCGGAGCUUGGUCCUCUCAUCGAAGUCGCAGCGGAAGCUUUGAGCCGUCAGUUGAUUCGUCUCUGUGAUAUCUGGCCACACUUAUCACCUGAAGACUCUGUAAUUUUCACUAGAUUGAUAGAAUUUGCUAACGAGGUUGACAAAACCACUGCAGAGUUUGGUGUUGUAAGUUUAUCUGGAGGAGAAAGCAGCUUAGGUUCCCGAGUCAGUCGAACGGAACAGCCUUUUAAGACAUAUGAAGACUUUGAGCAAGGCCCAUUUUCCGAAGGACUUUUCUCGAAGAUUGAACUCAUUUGUGCUCUAUUAGAACGAGGCUCUUGGAACAUUGUUGUUGAUUGCAUGAAGAUACUGUCAGAUUCUGGUCAAAAAAAUUUAUCGGACUUUGGACAACAAUUGUGUUCCCAUCCUCGUUAUCGAACUGUCCUCGUAGCGAUUGCUGAGCAAGUCUUAGAAAAAUUCCUAGGCAAAACGCUAAACCUAAGCUUGAGUUGUCCAUCUUCAGCUAAUAACUAUUUUCUAAAAAUGAAAGAAGAGAAGUUGUUGAUGUUAUUCGGAUUUCAAGGUUUCGAGGACUUGCUUCACAAGGAAGUGAAAGGCGCAGAACAGAAACAUCAUGCACUAGUUUAUAUAUUGCUUUCACUUGGUCCGUAUAUCAAACAGAGUUGUCGGUGUCUGUUCCUUUUGUGUCGUUUUGUACAAAAGCAACUUAACGAAAGUGAUGGAGUUAGAAAUCUUGGGUUAAGACUCCUGGUAGAAGUUAUAUUUCCCGCAAUGAGCUGUAUAAAGGGGAAUCCUGCGCUUUCUAUUGAAUUGUGGAGAACGAUGUGUCUUCUUCGCUUUGAUGAACGUUACCAAAUUUAUUAUUUGGUAAAGCAUUCUAUAAGACAGGAGUACAGUCUUGUAAGAAGAUCGAAUUCCUGGACAAGUUUUGAGACGAGAAGGGUUUUGCGACGUCUUGCGAAAGAAAAUGUCAAACAAUUUGGGCGUUGGUUAGGGAAGAUUUGCAAUGGAAAUCCACUUAUCGCUGCGGAAUGUAUACUGGAACAAGUUCAAAGCUAUGAAAACUUGAUUCCCGUCUUAAUUGAUGCAUUGAAGUAUAUGACACCGUUGACUUUUGAUAUUAUCAUGUAUAGCUGUCUUGAGCAGUUAGAUACUUGUAACAAGGACAAAAUCAAGUCUGACGGAAUGAAUCUCUCUCAGUGGUAUUAUGGUCUUUGUAUUUUUAUUUCUGGUCUUAUAAGAAAGUACUUUGCAUUCGUUGAUUGCCGAGGUCUAUUUCAUUUUAUCUUUAAUAAAUUGGAGGAAGGAGAUUCUGUGUAUGUGUUUCUCCUUUUGGAAAUCCUGAGUAGAGUGAGCGGAGGUGGAAAUACGGAGCAUUUGAGUGAUUCCCAAAUGUCUUCGUUAGGCGGAGGUCCUUUAUUACGUGAAAUUGUAGCGUCUGCUUUGUCUUCCUCUUUGCCAGAGACGAAGAAAGUAUCACGCAAAGCUGCAGAGAUGAUAAAAAAUUUAGUCAAUUCAGAAGGACUUGUUGCCGAUUUGGCUAUUUUGGUAGCUCAACAGAAAGAAUCUAUAUUAUUCGAUUCAGUCCAUCGAGAAAUUCCUCUGAGAAUGAUUUGCAAUAUCUUUGAUAAGUGUCAAGAAACUCUAAUCCUUUAUACGGACCUGAUUUUGGGAGAAGACAAGUGUUCUCACAUAGGUGGUGAUAGUGACGAUGUCGAAAGUCGCUCUGAAUCCCACACAAACGGAAAGCCAGAUACGUUGAAUUUUCCAUCCUUUCAGUCUCUUGUAGUGGAUUACCAUAUACCUUAUGUUUCUGCGUUUCUUUUUAUGCGUCCGUAUCUUGUAUUUGAAAACAUCUUUAAUAUGUCACCAGAUACUUCUAAUUUAUCAAGGGAACCGUUCCAUAUCAGCUGCCUAACAAAAGUAUUUCCAGACAGUAUGUGGGAGUCGAUAAGUCCCGAACUCUUUGUUGCAUUUUGGACACUUAAACUUUAUGACAUUCAUGUUCCAAAAGAUUCCUAUUUGAUGGAGUUACAAAGACUACGUUCUAUGGUGUAUGAUGAUCAAGUUACUGAGAAUGACAUACACUCCUUGGUUCGUAAUGUCAAGGAAAGUCGAAGACAUCGACAAGCUGGCAGAAAGUUAGAAGAGACUCUUUCCCUUUUGGAGGAAGAAAUGCGGGUUCAUGAGAGCCACUAUCAGCGGAUACAAAGUUUGUUAUGUGAAAGGAAAUCCUUUUUUUUCACACAAAUCUCAAAUGCAAAAAACUGGUCUAUCGUCUUUUUACAAAUUUGUUUGAUACCUCGCUGCAUCUCAAGCUUCAGUGAUGCAGCUUUUUGCUCAAAGUUUCUUGAGGUUCUUUUGGAUUUAGAUCCUCCUGGUCUACGGAUUCUUCCACUUUUUCAUUAUCUGCUAUUAAAUAUUGGUGAGAUAUCACAAUGUUUAACCGAGGCUGAAGCCACGAGGUUUGGCAAUUUUGUCGCGGAAGUUUUGAAAAUACUGAAUGAAUGGUGGAUGAAUGAAAACAAGUAUAAUGCAGAGUGCCAUAAACGGUUAGCAUUUUCCUUAGAGGUAAAUGAAGAACAGGGUAGUGGUAUUAAGUAUUCGGAGUUUGCAACUUGGAAUCGGGAGGUCCAUUCAGUUAUGACCAAGAGCAUGUUGUCCAAUUUAGACAGCGACAACUAUUUGGACAUUCGCAAUUCUAUUGAAAUCCUAUCUCGUGUGAUAAAAUACUUUCCCCGGAUAGAAAGUCAUGGACUUCUGAUUCAGAGAAAGCUUCAAGAAGUUAUUGAGAAUAAGAAUGAAACUUUUAGGGUUGUAGCCUCCCGAUAUUUGUCCUUGCUACAGAAUGAACGAGGGAAUUGGAUAUCACAUGCCGAAGUAGAUCCUAUCGACUCCGUGAAAUUGAAGGGCGACUUGUUAGAUACCAAUUUCCUACAUAGUUUUCGACAUUUGUACAAUUCUGAAGUCUCAACAAUGUUUUCGCAAAAGUCAGAGCCAACUCAAAUGACUCCAGAAGAGAUGGAAGAAAUGCACAUAGAUGAACAAAUUGAGAAACAGAACACUCAGAUUACUGUUGAGCAAGACUCCUCUUCCGCUAUGCCUGAGCAAUCUGUGUAUGAUGAAGAAUUGCAGGUUGCUUCUACGCAUCUUGAAGAUCCGAAGACAAUGAGUAUUCUUGAAGUGAACGAAAAAAUGGAUUCAUCUCAUAUAACGGAUCCAACCCAUGCUGAAUUAGCACGUAUCCAGGCAGCAGUUGCAGAGAAACGACAGCUUUUGCAAAGAGAACGAGAAAAGAGAAACCGUUUACCAGAACAAAAUGCGAAGGAAGAACUGUCUUUGAAGAACGCUACAAAAGAAACUCCUGAACCUGGUGAAAUAACAAAGGGCAGUAGUCGUUCAGUUUACAAGAAAGAACCAUCUUCAAGUAGAGACAGUAGUGACGACCUGGAAGCUCGCAAAAGAAGACGUGGCCUUGUCGAGGAGGAAGGAGCUAAUGCCUCAGAUACAAAUAGACGUAACAAAAGAGAACGAACAGAUGCAGUUACGUCUUCUAGAAACGAUAUUAUGAAUGCCUCUCGUGCAAAAGAUACCUUGAGCUCCAGCCGUUCUUAUUCUCCAGGUUCCCGUACCUAUUCCGGUGCUAUUGGAGAUUCCAACCGGAACAGAAAUUCAAGAUCUUCAUACGUUAGCCAAGAACGCGUGUUUCGAGAGGGUGAGAGUUCAAACAGAGUUCGUCGUCCAUCUGUUUCGGAACAACGAGAAAAGAAAGCUGAGGAUCCUGACAAUAGAGAAGCAUACAGUUCCACCCGUAUGAGUAGUCGCUCACGCAAGAGUAGAAAAUAAGUAUUUCUAGUAAUUUGACAUUGCAUUUUUUUCUGGAAUGCUGAUAGUGAUUAUUGCAGUUACGUUGAAACUCACUGGAUGGACGAUGGAUGGAUGCUACUUCUGAGAUCUCGUAGCAUCACAGUUUCAAAAAGAUCUUUGAGUUUCCUGUCUUUAAAGAGAGAAAACUAUGGGCAAGAACGAUUGCAAUAAAUGUUGCGCAUAUUUC